Molecule: messenger RNA, 3076 nt
Organism: Elephantulus edwardii (Cape elephant shrew)
Lineage: Eukaryota; Metazoa; Chordata; Mammalia; Macroscelidea; Macroscelididae
Gene: INPP4A
Product: inositol polyphosphate-4-phosphatase, type I, 107kDa
Exons: 23
Coding region: 104-3025 (973 amino acids)
Cellular component (GO): cytoplasm
Molecular function (GO): phosphatidylinositol-3,4-bisphosphate 4-phosphatase activity
Source: RefSeq, a predicted model, not a curated record
GGCUGCUGCCACCAUAGGGAAGUAGGGCUUGACGACUGUACUUCCCCAGGACUCAGGCGUGGUCUGGUCCAGGAACAAGAAGCACAUCGCUACCAAUGACAUCAUGACAGCAAGAGAACAGAGCCCUCGCCAUGGUGCCAGGGCCCGUUCGAUGCAGCGGGCGUCCACCAUUGAUGUGGCAGGCGACAUGCUGGGCUUGUCUCUGGCAGGAAACGUGCAGGAUCCAGAUGAGCCCAUUUUAGAAUUCAGCUUAGCUUGCAGUGAGUUGCAUACUCCAUCACUUGAUCGAAAACCAAAUAGUUUUGUAGCAGUGAGUGUAACCACCCCUCCUCAGGCAUUCUGGACGAAACACGCACAGACGGAGAUCAUUGAGGGAACCAACAAUCCUAUAUUUCUAAGCAGCAUUGCCUUUUUUCAAGACUCUCUUAUCAAUCAGAUGACACAAAUCAAACUAUCUGUAUAUGAUGUCAAAGAUAGAUCUCAGGGAACAAUGUAUUUACUAGGCUCUGGAACCUUCGUUGUCAAAGACCUACUCCAGGACAAGCAUCAUAGGUUGCAUUUAACACUAAGGUCUGCAGAGAGUGACCGUGUGGGCAACAUCACCGUGAUAGGUUGGCAGAUGGAGGAGAAGUCAGACCAGCGGCCCCCUGUGACCCGGUCUGUGGACACUGUCAAUGGGAGGAUGGUUUUACCUGUUGAUGAAAGCUUGACCGAGUCACUGGGACUCCGAUCCAAAUAUGCUUCAUUGCGAAAAGACACCUUAUUAAAAUCGGUGUUCGGCGGCGCCAUCUGCCGCAUGUACCGGUUCCCGACUACCGAUGGUAACCACCUUCGGAUCUUGGAGCAGAUGGCGGAGAGCGUGCUCUCCCUGCACGUGCCCCGGCAGUUCGUGAAGCUCCUGCUCGAGGAAGAUGCAGCCAGAGUAUGUGAACUGGAAGAGUUGGGGGAACUGUCCCCUUGCUGGGAGAGCCUCCGGCGCCAAAUUGUCACUCAGUAUCAGACCAUCAUCCUCACCUACCAGGAGAACCUGACAGACCUCCAUCAGUACAAAGGUCCCUCAUUUAAAGCUAGCAGUUUGAAAGCAGAUAAAAAGUUAGAAUUUGUUCCCACGAACUUGCACAUACAAAGAAUGAGAGUUCAAGAUGAUGGAGGAUCAGAUCAGAACUACGACAUCGUCACCAUCGGAGCCCCAGCGGCACACUGCCAAGGCUUUAAGUCAGGAGGUCUUCGCAAAAAGCUGCACAAAUUUGAGGAGACUAAAAAACAUACUUCAUCCAUCUGCCAGUCCAUCAUCUACAUCCCACAGGACAUCGUCCGAGCAAAGGAGAUUAUUGCCCAGAUCAACACCCUGAAAACCCAAGUUAGUUACUAUGCAGAGCGGCUCUCGAGGGCCGCAAAGGACAGGUCUGCCACUGGCCUCGAAAGGACACUUGCCAUCUUAGCAGAUAAGACCCGACAGCUAGUCACAGUCUGUGACUGCAAGCUUCUGGCCAACUCAAUCCAUGGGCUGAACGCUGCUCGGCCUGACUACAUUGCCUCCAAAGCUUCUCCCACUUCAACUGAAGAGGAACACGUGAUGCUCCGAAAUGACCAGGACACCCUUAUGGCCAGGUGGACAGGGAGGAACAGCCGAUCUUCUCUGCAAGUGGACUGGCAUGAGGAGGAGUGGGAGAAAGUGUGGCUCAAUGUCGACAAGAGCCUGGAGUGCAUCAUUCAGCGGGUAGACAAGCUGCUGCAGAAGGAGCGCCUGCCGAGUGAGGGCUGUGAGGAUGACUUACCCUGUGCUGCCAACUGCCCCAGCAAGAAAGGUAACCGGCGUAGCCGCGCCUACUGGAUCAGACCGGAGGAUCCCUUCUGCGAUGUCCCCUCCUUACCAUCAUGCCCCUCCACCACGCCCUCUGCUGCAUGCCACCCUCACCUGACCACACAUUGCAGCCCCCCUCCAGAAGAGUCCAGCCCAGGUGAAUGGAGUGAGGCCCUUUACCCCCUGCUGACCACCCUCACAGACUGUGUGGCCAUGAUGAGUGACAAGGCCAAGAAGGCGAUGGUCUUCCUGCUCAUGCAGGACAGUGCACCCACCAUAGCCACCUACCUGAGUCUGCAGUACCGCCGCGAUGUCGUCUUCUGCCAGACCCUGACAGCUCUCAUCUGUGGCUUCAUCAUCAAGCUAAGGAACUGCCUGCAUGAUGAUGGCUUCCUGCGGCAGCUCUACACCAUCGGGCUCCUGGCCCAGUUUGAGAGCCUACUGAGCACCUACGGUGAGGAGCUAGCAAUGCUGGAGGACAUGAGCCUGGGAAUCAUGGACUUGAGGAACGUGACCUUUAAAGUCACCCAGGCCACUUCCAGUUCAUCAACCGACAUGCUGCCAGUCAUCACAGGGAAUCGGGACGGCUUCAAUGUGCGGAUCCCCCUGCCUGGCUCGCUGUUUGAUUCCCUGCCCCGCGAGAUCCAGAGUGGCAUGCUGCUGCGGGUACAGCCCGUCCUCUUCAACGUGGGCAUCAACGAGCAGCAGACGCUGGCCGAGAGGUUUGGCGAUACAUCUUUACAAGAAGUUAUCAACGUGGAGAGUUUGGUGCGGUUAAAUUCCUACUUUGAGCAAUUUAAAGAAGUUUUGCCUGAGGAUUGUCUGCCUCGCUCUCGGAGUCAGACGUGCCUGCCGGAGCUGCUGCGGUUUCUGGGCCAGAACGUCCAUGCCAGGAAGAACAAGAAUGUUGACAUCCUCUGGCAGGCUGCUGAGAUCUGCCGCCGCCUUAACGGGGUCCGGUUCACCAGCUGCAAGAGCGCCAAGGACCGCACGGCCAUGUCGGUGACGCUGGAGCAGUGCCUGAUCCUGCAGCACGAGCACGGCAUGGCCCCGCAGGUGUUCACACAGGCCCUGGAGUGCAUGCGCAGUGAGGGUUGUCGAAGAGAAAAUACAAUGAAGAAUGUUGGAAGUCGCAAAUAUGCAUUUAAUUCCCUGCAGCUGAAGGCUUUCCCCAAGCAUUACAGGCCUCCCGAAGGGACUUACGGAAAAGUUGAAACAUGAACAAGGUUUCCUCUCAUUAGCUGUUAUAUAAUAAAUGUGGGUACCCUCUAG